AUGGACACCGAUGAUGUCUUCUACGAGCCCCUCGAGGGCUUCAACGCUGGGGGCGAUCAGGAUAACGAGAUCGAGAGAUCAUUACAACGUCUCCUAGCAGAUCUCAACGACGAUGAAGUCCCGAACCCGAACCCCGGGACGAAUGAUGCGUCUACUCCCGACCCAGAGUCGAUUCUAGACUCAGUGCCCACGGUUGAACAGGAGGAGCACGAACAACAAACUCAUGACCCGACCAGCGAGUCACAAGUCUCGAUUCCGAAAAUAGGUUACACGAUUCAGGUUGCGAUCCGUGAGAUGCCACUGGAGAAACGCAAGGAAUACUCUGUGGUCCGGAGCGAGAUCGUCGAGUUUGUUUUCGGAGAGCUUCCACUCAAGCGCGUCCAGGCCAGUUAUAAAGUCGAGUUCACAGAUGGGAGGCAAGAAUCGCUUGAGAUACCCUUUACUGAACUCGUCGCCCUGGAGAACGGAAGAGCUGCCUUUGCUCGUUUUAACCAAGGACCUGGGCCUCUUGAGACCGACUCCAUGGCUGGGUUACGGAAGCGAAAGCGCGAGCUCGAGGAUGAGUGGGAUUCUGACUCCGAGUCAGUUGCCUCUGAUCCCAUGGACAUCGACGACAACGAAGAGGAAGAAGAGGAAGAGGAAGACCAAGAGCUCAUUCGUCACAGACGUGCACCCAGUCAACCAGUUCGACGUCUUCGCUCUCGGGAAACGACAAAGCAGAUCUCUCGAAGCCCCUCCGUCCAGGUCACUAAUGAUGAUCUGGAUGACCUCCGAGAAGAACCCCCAGUCCCGACCAGAUCACUCCGAACGCGCCAACCGAGACAGAUGACCCUGACUAGCAUGACCUUUAAGAACGGCGAUGGUAGUCUGGACCAGGAUGAAUUGCUUCAAGACCUACCCCCAGAGGAGGAAGAGGAGGGUGAUGAUGAUUUUAUGCCCAUCAUUGUCUCGGACGUCUUACCCAAAAAAGGACGCCCCAACAAAGCACGUCAACGACCCAAGCGCCUCCUGAGUGCACGACACAAAGCAGCACGCCUUGCGACACGCCAGAAGUCUCAUGACUCUGACAUCGAAUUCGAAGCCCCUCGACGUUCUUCAAGAGCCACCCGAACCACCGCCAACAUGCAAGACGAUGCCCUCAUGGACGAGGAUUCGUUCUACGUCGUCGAUGAGAGGGUUCCAGGCCCAGCCAAGGUUAUUUCAGUCAAGGAGGUCUUCCAACCGCUGCCUUCGGAUUCAACAUUCGUUACAAUGCACAUGGAUAAGUGCCAUACAUGUGGUGGCUCGCGGAACAGGGGACAGAUGGUUUACUGUCAAGGCUGCACCUUGUCGUACCACAAGAACUGUCUCUCGUUUCGCAGCGGACGGGAACACCAGGUCACCAAAGUUGGGGUGGACGACUUUGUGUUGCAGUGCAGGUACUGCAUUGGCAUCCCGAUCAAGAAGGAUGAAAAUGCUCCCAAACACAGCAUGUGUCAGGGCUGCAAGCGUGACGGCCGUGCCUGCGCAGCCUUUUCCGAGAAGAAGACGUCUCGCCAGGAGGAGAAGAUGCGGGAACAAAACUAUGGUGUUGACCCUAUCUUCAAAGUUGCCCCUGACCUCCUGAACAACGACGAGAUUGUGCUUUUCCGAUGUGUUUCGUGCCAUCGAGGUUGGCAUGUUGAACACUUGCCGAGCCUUAGGGGGGACUCGAUUGGUACAGAUCUCAAGUCAGAGCGACUCAAAGAUCAUUCUAUCGACUGGCAAUGCCACGAGUGCGGGACAGCCAAGCACAAGAUUCACCGCCUGGUGGCAUGGCGACCUGUGGAAAGGGAUCUCGCCAAGCAGGUUCCUCGACCGACAUGGCAUGAUGUUAAGGAGGACGACAAGGAGUAUCUCGUCAAGUGGGACACACGAUCCUAUAGUCACUGCACAUGGAAGCCAGGUGCCUGGGUACAUGGUGUGGCUGCUGCUACGAUGCGCUCUGCCUUUGGGAAACGAGAUGCUGAGCAAGAUCUUCUCAAACUCGACGAAAACGAUGCAGUUCCAGACGAGUUCAUCAUGCCCGACAUCAUCCUCAACGUCAAGAUGCACUCUUCGAUCCCCAGACCCAAGACGCGAGAAGAUGAGCUUGCCAACAUGAACAAUGUGAGCAAGAUCUUCGUCAAGUUCCAAGGCCUUGGCUAUGACGAUGUCGUCUGGGACGCACCACCAACAGAGGACAUGGGCGAUAUCUACGCCGCCUUUGUGGAGGCAUACUACGAAUACGUCGAGGGCAAGUACUUCAAGUACGAGUCACAGCACAAGAUCAGGGAACGUGUCAAGGCGUACAAGUCCGAACCUUUCGAGGAGAUCAAUGAGCAGCCUGCUGGCCUUAAGCGAGGCAAGCUCAUGGGUUACCAGCUUGAGGGAGUGAAUUGGCUGCUGGGCAAUUAUCACAAUGGACGCAGUGUUGUUUUGGCUGAUGAAAUGGGUCUCGGCAAGACUGUCCAGGUCGUUGGCCUGGUCACUUCACUGAUCCAGGAUAGUCCAAGGUGCUGGCCCUUCCUCAUCGUCGUUCCCAAUGCCACAUGUCCCAACUGGCGCCGAGAGUUCAAGCAAUGGGCCCCGGAGCUACGAGUUGUGGCGUAUCACGGCGGAAAGGAGCCGCAAGCCCUCGCUCACAAGUACGAGCUGUUUCCGAACCAAUCUGCGGACAUGAAGGCCCACGUUGUCAUCAUGUCUUACGACUCAGCUCAAGACCCCGCGACUAAAUCCAUCUUCAAGUCGGUCAACUGGGCAGGACUCGUCGUUGACGAGGGUCAGCGACUGAAGAAUGACCAGAACAUACUCUACGGUGCUCUUCGUUCUAUGAGGAUCCCCUUUCGACUUCUCCUCACAGGCACUCCGCUCCAAAACAACAAGAGGGAACUGUUCAACCUACUUCAGUUCAUCGACGAAAAGAAGAAUGCCGAAGAGUUGGAUGCAGAAUAUGCAGUCCUCGACAAAGAAACGCUACCACAGUUGCACAACGAAAUCCGCCCCUACUUCCUCCGCCGCACCAAGGCAGGGGUGCUCAAGUUCUUGCCGCCCAUGUCCCAAAUCAUUCUACCCGUCACGAUGACGGUGAUUCAGGAGAAACUCUCCAAGAGUAUCAUGGCCAAAAAUCCAGAGCUCAUCAAGGCCAUGUUUUCCAACAGCAAGAUGAACAAGAAGGAACGUGGAAGUCUCAACAACAUCUUGAUGCAACUACGAAAGUGUCUUUGCCAUCCUUUCAUGUAUUCCGAGGCUAUCGAGGAGAGACAUCACGACCAUACGGUGCUUCAGCGCAACUUGAUUGAGGCAUCAGCUAAGCUACUGUUGCUGCAGGUCAUGCUUCCAAAGCUACAGGAGAAGGGUCACCGCGUGCUCAUCUUCAGUCAGUUCCUACAGCAGCUGGACAUUAUUGAGGAUUUCCUCGGUGGUCUCGGCUACGACUAUCGUCGUCUCGAUGGUAGCAUUGGCAGUUUGGAGAAGCAGCGACGUAUCGAUGCGUUCAACGCACCUGGCUCGCCCAUCUUUGCAUUUCUGCUCUCAACAAGAGCUGGUGGUGUGGGAAUUAACCUUGCAACCGCAGACACAGUAAUCAUCCUCGACCCCGACUUCAACCCACACCAAGACAUCCAAGCUCUAUCUCGUGCCCAUCGAAUUGGACAGAAGAAGAAGGUCCUCUGCUUUCAGCUAAUGACAGUAGACUCUGUGGAAGAGCGAAUCAUGCAGAUCGGCAAGAAGAAGAUGGCUCUUGAUCAUGCCCUGAUCGAAAGCAUGGACGAUGACGAACUUGCUGGAGAUGAUUUAGAAUCGAUUCUCAAGCACGGUGCCCAGGCGCUGUUCAGCGACAACUACGAGAAGAAGUCUAUCCAUUAUGAUUCUGCUGCGGUUGACGAGCUGCUGAACCGAACGCACAUGGACGAAGUCGACGAGGACGAAGAUGCUGCCUUUUCCUACGCAAAGGUAUGGUCUAACGAAAAGUCUGGAUUCGAAGCAGGCCUCGCAACCGAAGAGACGAAGGAGCCAGAGGCCUUGAACUCGAGUGUGUGGGAUCGUAUUCUAGCUCAGCGAGAGGCCGAAGCAAAACAGCAAGCAGCUGCGAAUCGCGAGGUCCUUGGACGAGGCGGCAGACGCCGACAGGCUAUCAACUACAAGACGAAUGCAAUAGACACGGUACCCAUUCUCGGUGAUCUCGAACCCGAAUCGUCAGACUCGUCUGAUGACUUUGCCGGCGGAGACUCUGGAGAAGAGUCUGAUGAGGAGGAUGGCACAUCGGCCAAAGACGCCGAAGAAGACGGGCCGAUCAACCUCCAAGCCUCCAACGCCCGCAACUCAAGGGCGCAGCAAGCCCUCGCCGAAAUCCACCAAGCUCAACAGCAGCAGCAGCAAGUCGGCCGGAAGUCCCGUCAAGAAACGCCAAACACCGUCAAGCACCAAGUCUCAAAAACCGAGCUGCCGAAAGGAGGCAGCAAGCAGCAACAAAGCAACGGGCAAAAAGGCACGCCCAGCGGCCAAAUGAGCCAUCAACGCAUGCCAAACCCAUACCCACGUCCUGUGAUUGGGGUUGGGGAGAACGGGCAGCUCCCUGUUCAUCUCUCACGAUACAUCAAAGGUAACUAUCUUAAUCCAGGAAGCCCUGCAGAGCCAGCGGCAGUGCCAGUGCCAGUGCCAGUGGCACCACAGCAUGCUGUUCCCACGCAGCCCGUCAACCGUCCUCCAAUAGCUGCCUACAGUACCGUCCGCCUAGGGUCAGAAGCCGAAGUGAGGAUGGCAAUCGAUUGGCUGCAGCGCUCACACUCGACAUCAGACAUUGAAGCAAAGCAGCAAAAGGCUCUGCUGCUUAACCAGCUAAGAACAGUUAGCAAUGACAUGCGCAAGCAAGCGUAG
Molecule: messenger RNA, 4875 nt
Organism: Fusarium keratoplasticum
Lineage: Eukaryota; Fungi; Ascomycota; Sordariomycetes; Hypocreales; Nectriaceae
Exons: 5
Coding region: 1-4875 (1624 amino acids)
Biological process (GO): chromatin remodeling; negative regulation of transcription by RNA polymerase II
Cellular component (GO): chromatin; nucleus
Molecular function (GO): ATP binding; chromatin binding; ATP hydrolysis activity
Source: RefSeq, a predicted model, not a curated record